AUGAGUCAAAUGGCUUUUAUUGACAAAACCUGUGAUCACGUGAUCGACGACGACGUCAUCCGCACUCAACACUACUUUGUUGAACUGAUGGGCAAUCUCUGGAGUGGGGGUCCGAAUGGGCGUCCGGAGGAGUCGGUGGGUUUGGGUUGGAGUGCGUACUGCUAUCCGCCCAAAACGGGUCAAUACUUCAGCACUCACUUCAUUAUGGGUGGCGAACGCUUCGAGACGUGCGCUCCCGAGGCCUACCUCUUCGGCGAGAAUAUGGACCUCAACUUCUUGGGCAGUCAUCCGACGCCUUUCCCCUACUCAGCGCCCGCACCACAAGAGCCCACCCGUACUCUCAGGGCUCUCAUCAACAUUCGCAAGGAAUCACUUCGAUUGGUCCGCAUUGUCACCAAUACUGAUCCUAUCAAAGACAUUCCUCUGGAGCCAAACGGCGAGAUACAGACACCCAAAGAGCCAUCUGUUUAUAACUUGGAGUUCGCGUUCGACGCGGACGUGAAGUGUGCCAUAACUGUCCACUACUUGUGCACCGAAGAGAUGACACCCAAUGGUAUUGUCUACACAUCGAAAGAACCGAAUCUCAGUUCCGGUACUUUUCAUUACAAGAGGGGUCCGAACCAACUGUUCAGCCAAUCGUCGCAUGUCUUUAAUCCAUCGCUUUUCUCAGACGAAGAGUUGAUGUAUCGAUCGGUCGAUGAAAAGGGCGACUUCGAUGGCAGCGCUCUUCUGCCGGUUGUGAUCCAUUGUGUAGCACAAGAGGGCGAAGACCCGCGACAGUCACACACACUGAUCGCUGUCGUCGAACGCAAUCACGAAAACAUGCAUUCAAUCAAACCGUUGAAACAAAAACUCUUUGUCGACGGUUUGACGUAUUUAUUGCAAGAGAUAUAUGGCAUCGAAAACAAGAACGCAUUGACCACUAAAGGAGACCAAACUCUGCCCGUAGACAAUGACUUGGAGGACAACUCAAGCACACCCAAAGAGCCAUCUGUUUAUAACUUGGAGUUCGCGUUCGACGCGGACGUGAAGUGUGCCAUAACUGUGCACUACUUGUGCACCGAAGAGAUGACACCCAAUGGUAUUGUCUACACAUCGAAAGAACCGAAUCUCAGUUCCAGUACUUAUCAUUACAAGAGGGGUCCGAACCAACUGUUCAGUCAAUCGUCGCAUGUCUUUAAUCCAUCGCUUUUCUCAGACGAAGAGUUGAUGUAUCGGUCGGUCGACGAAAAGGGCGACUUCGAUGGCAGCGCUCUUCUGCCGGUUGUGAUCCAUUGUGUGGCACAAGAGGGCGAAGACCCGCGACAGUCACACACUCUGAUCGCUGUCGUCGAACGCAAUCACGAAAACAUGCAUUCAAUCAAACCGUUGAAACAGAAACUCUUUGUCGACGGUUUGACGUAUUUAUUGCAAGAGAUAUAUGGCAUCGAAAACAAGAACGCAUUGACCACUAAAGGAGACCAAACUCUGCCCGUAGACAAUGACUUGGAGGACAACUCAAGCGAAUGUGUCAUUUGCAUGAGUGACCCGAGAGAUACACUCAUUCUUCCGUGUCGUCACCUCUGUCUUUGCAACGGAUGCGCCGAUUCAUUGCGAUAUCAGGCAAACAACUGUCCCAUAUGUCGGGCGCCAUUCAGAGCUUUACUACAACUCAAAGCAGUCCGAAAGACAUUUGUUGCCAAUACAGGCAUCGGUGGGAAUGCGAGUCCUGUUGUCAAUCACCACCAAUUGAUGUCUUCAAAUAGUUCUACAGAUUUAGUAGACAUACCUCCCGGUUAUGAACCCAUUUCACUGAUUGAAGCACUCAAUGGUCCGAACCCUCACUCCAAUGGUUUGUCUCCCUUUCGAACUAAUUGUAAUGAAAACGAAACUCCAAUUACUGUCAGAAAAUAUCAUAAAAACGAUCAGAAAUCCAAAAAAGCGAAUCAAAUUAACACUAAUAGUGGAGCAGAAGUGGUGUCCGAUUCGGUAACUGUUAUAACCAGAGCUCCAUUAGUUCGGUCACGUCUGGUCCCCUCCGAUAGUCCUUCAACUCCAGAAGUGGUUGUCUCGGGAAUACCGGUGUCGCCCAUCAAAGACAAUGUCGACAACGAAUUAAACAUUGAAACCAAUAAUGAGGUGAAAGAGCGAGAAGUGUGGCGCCGAUCGCUUGUAAAGAACCCGAAGCCAAGCAAACCCGUGGCCGAUGACAAUGGAAGUGCCUCUUCUUCUGCUUCUUCUACGGCAAUGACAGAGAAUAUUGCACUUCAAGAAAGAGUACGACUUUUAUCUCACGAUAAAUGCGAAGACGAUUGCGAUUACAUGACUGAAAGAGAGGAGAAACUGAAUGACGAAACAGAAAUGCAAUCAUUUCGAGUUCACACCAUCUCUUCGCCGACGCUUCUCAAGGAUUCUCCGGGAGAUUCGAGUCCCGUAUCGAUUGGUAUAUCUUCGGCGUCCUAUCCUAUGAUGAGCUUAAGGGACGGACUCGACGAACAGCACUCGAUGGACACGGAGGCCGACACCUUCUCUGUGGCCACUAUUAGCAGCACUAAUAAUAUAUUAAUUCGCGCCGAAGAAGAUCUGUGCGAUUAUUUCAUUCCAUAUAACGCUAAUAAAUCACAAAUGGAUUCGAUUGGACACAAUCUCAACACUACUUUAAUUAUAACUGAUGUCCCAAACGUUCCACAGGUUUAA
Molecule: messenger RNA, 2676 nt
Organism: Medioppia subpectinata
Lineage: Eukaryota; Metazoa; Arthropoda; Arachnida; Sarcoptiformes; Oppiidae
Source: the annotation of a GenBank genome assembly